This is a messenger RNA of Dendrobium catenatum, 2933 nucleotides long. RefSeq lists its product as uncharacterized. Gene Ontology annotation, molecular function: ubiquitin-protein transferase activity; RNA binding. Lineage: Eukaryota; Viridiplantae; Streptophyta; Magnoliopsida; Asparagales; Orchidaceae. The record is from RefSeq and is a predicted model, not a curated record. Gene Ontology annotation, biological process: protein ubiquitination. Gene Ontology annotation, cellular component: CCR4-NOT complex. The transcript has 13 exons. The coding region runs from base 194 to 2827 and encodes 877 amino acids.
GCCAUUAAUGGAAGCUGGACUCUGACCGGUGCUUCCGGCGUCAGAAAGGCGUUUCAGGUUCUUGAAAAAGACCGAGCUCUUUCCUUCGUCGUUCUCUUCUUCUCACCUCAUCAUUCAUAUAAUCUCUUUCCUCCUCUACCUUUAUCUUUCUCUCUCUCGACAUCUCUCACUCCCUCGGAGGUUUUUGCGGUUCAUGGGAACCAAUCAAGAUUGUUCUAGUCUUAGCAGAAUGGGUGGCCAACAGGAAGGUAUCUGCCCUAUGUGCAUGGAGGAAAUGGACUUAACUGAUCAAGAGCUGCAGCCUUGCAUUUGUGGAUAUGAGAUAUGCUUGUGGUGCUGGCAUUUCAUAAUUCAAACAGCUACUAAGGAUGGUAGUGAUGCGCGGUGCCCUGCAUGCCAUAAACCCUAUGAUAAGGAGAAGAUUUUGAAAAGGACAAUCAGCAAAGAAAGAUUAGAGAUGGUAAAUGCCAACAAGAAGCACAAGCUGCAAAAGAAUAAGCAGAGACUGACAAAUUUAGGGAUUGAUCUCAAUAGCAUUCGUGUGAUAAGGAGAAAUAUUGUAUAUAUUGCCGGGAUUCCUAAAAGUUUAUCUGAUGAAAAGACGCUUAGGAAGAAGGAAUACCUGGGACAAUAUGGAAAGAUUGUCAAGAUUUUUUUUGCACAAACAGACACAUCACGUCAGUAUUAUUCAUCAGACUCUUGCAUAGUAUAUGUUACUUUUUCAACGGAGGAAGAAGCACUUUCCUGUAUUCAAGUUGUAAAUGGUUACAUUUUAGAUGGUAGGCUUUUGAAGGCGAGCUUUGGCACCACAAGAUAUUGCUAUUCAUGGUUGAAUAAUAUUCCUUGUAAGAAUUCUGAUUGUUUAUACGUUCAUGAUGUUGUUCCACGAGAAGAUAUUUGCUCAAGAGAAGAGGUGAUUCAAUUUUGUACAAGUAAACUUCAGCAAUGUCCAGGGGUUGCAUUUGCUAAUGUCAAACAACAUUCAGGAAGUUCCUUACCUCCACCGCUAGGGACAAAGAAUUCGCUUCAGCUAUUGGGUCAUAUGACCAACAAUAGGUACAUACAAAGUGAUGAUUUUGGCAGGUCUUACGCCAGUGUUGCAGCUUCACACGGUCAAUCAAAGCCUUCCAGUGGGGCAGAAGCAUACUUUCCAUCAAAUGCCGAGGAUCAUAACCAUGUUAGCAACGCAGUUUCUUCAUCAAGAAAUGAAAUGCCACUCUCUCUCUCUCUUGCAAUGCCAUUAGAUGGGAUUUGCCACUCAGAAAAUACUUGUUCGCUUGAUUGCAAAACUGCUACUGGAACUAAUCUUGUGGCAGAGGAUAACAAAUGCCGGUCAUCUUUUCGUGACGAUCCCAUGUCCGAGGGAAUUGUUGGAGAACCAUUCUUUUCCCACUCACAUGGAAACAGUCAGUUAUCAACAAGUCAAGCAAAUGUGAGGACUCAUGCUGCUGCCACUAGCAUUAAUUCCUUGGCUAAUAUAAGCAAGUGGAAGUGUGAAUCUUUGGGAAGUGUUGCCAAAAACAGUUUUUCUGAAUGGGAUGACUUGGGUGCUUUUUCCAGAAAAUGUGAUUCCUUUUUAAGUUUACAAACAUUACCGGGUAACUCCACAUCAACUCCGCAGAAUGCUCUUCCUUCAUAUGAUUGGUCCAGGUUUCAUUCAGAUUUAGACUCUGCAAAAUUCAGCUAUAGCUUUGAAGAUGAAAGCCGUCCCGCUCCCUUCAGCAAAGAGUUAAAGGAUUUCUCCACUUGUUCCACAAUUGCUACAAACUUGUGCCAUAAAUUCGAUAAGCCUUCAUCAAUUUUGCCUGCAAAACCUAUGCUGAUUCAUGGCGAACAGAAAAAAUUGUGCAGCAGACCUUCAAGUAAUAGUAGCUUGGAUUUUGAGUUUACGGCUAUUGAUAAGACUAGAGAUGAGAAAUUCUUGAUUGAAUCCUAUAUUGGGCAAUAUGAAGAUAGGAUUUUAUCGUACAUUUUAACUCGGGAUCAUGAUACAAUUGAUGAUCUAGGUAACAAACACUCUAUUUUAGAGCAGCUUGGUAGUUCUGAUGACUUUUCAAGAAUAUCGAACUCUUCAGUACCAUCUGCUAGGGAUGCUUCGAAAUCUUAUUUUUCAAUGGAGGAUUUUUGUGGUGCUAUUGAGCAAUUAUCUCCAUGGUCUAAUAGCGCUUCUGAUCUAACCAAGAACUCUUCUUGCUCUGAAAUGAUGGCAGAGGAACAAGCCUACAUGAAGGAUUCAUUCAAUAAAUCUUAUCUUGAAACAUCAAAGACUUCUAAGGUUCUCAACAAUACUAGUCUUGUUUCUGAUACUGUGCUGGUUAGUGAAUUUGGAAGUUCAUCGGGUAUGCAUCACUCUGGUUCUUUAUCUCGACCUAUCUCUCAACAUCCAUAUUCAAAUUCUAUCUUGAGAACUACUCUUUCAACCCCUCCUGGUUUCCCUCCUAGAAAAACUAAUCCAGCUGCAGGAAUUGCUCCUGAAAGCCACCAACCACACAAUUCUUUCUCUGCUAGAUGCUUCUCCAAUACCAAAGCAACUAGUAGUAGCCAUUCUAAUUUCGCCGAAAAUACUUCACCUGCUAUCUUCAAUAGGGGUGAGGAGCAAAAUUUAUUGAAGAGUUCAACACCAUCAGAUUCUACCAGUAGAAAGAACUCACAGCACCUAUUUUUCCAAUCUAUCUCCAAUCAUCAAGAAUCAUCGAAAGAUCGAUUCGAUCCGGUUAGUUCAAAUGCUUCUGAUUUUGUGGUUACAGGGAGAAAUAAGCCGACUCUUAAUCCAAUUUCUAGAGUAGUUCCUGAAUUGCAAGAUAGGCAUCUUCCAUCUUAUUUCUAGAAGUCAAAACCUUGGAAGCUUUUUGUAGCUUGAAUAGAUUGAUCCCUUUUCAAAACUAAGAUUUCUCUUUGCUUGAUGGUCAUACAUAGAUGGAUUGAUUGUUUAA